Lactuca virosa is the source of this 1532-nucleotide messenger RNA. NCBI's taxonomy places the organism in Eukaryota, Viridiplantae, Streptophyta, Magnoliopsida, Asterales, Asteraceae. The record is from the annotation of a GenBank genome assembly.
AUGUGGCUCGUCUGUACUGUAGUACCUGUACCUCUCCAAAACACUUACUUUUUCAUAAGUCUCAUCGCUAUAAAGUUUCAUAUCCUUCUCUAAUCUAGGGUUUCCUGUUUCUUCAAUCCGAUCAACCAUCACCAUAUUUUCUCUAAUCGAAGCUCUCUUCUAUCAUCUAUGGCGUCUAAGUUAUGGAUUUCGGGAGCGAGCGUUCAGUGGAGGAUAAUGAAUUGGUAGAGACCGAAGGGUUGGAAAAAAACGGUGAAAUUGAUACCGAACUGAAAGAUAAUGGGAAUUAUGAUGCUGAAAUCGUGGAUGUCAUUAAAACCGAAGGUACUGUAGCGAACACAACAGAGAUAUUGCCGGGAGGCUCGAUAGGUUCGUCGCCGUCGCCAGCCACGAAAGGGCGAGGAUUACGGAAAUGGCGGAGGAUUCCUAGAGAAGCUGGCAAGGAAACGAAUAGUAGUUUAGAUAGCAAUCGGAAGAGAGGUAUGAUUGGUUUACCUAACGCCAUGAAACAAAGGAGUGAAGGAUCUAGUUCAUCAACAAACGCUAUGUCACAUGCUCUCGAUAAUCCUUUAGAUCAUAAUCUGCUUUACGGAGAUUUAGGACGUGGAUCUGAUUUUGCUUCUAGGGCAGAUUCCGACAACAGCGAGGAUCAAAACAGCAGAUCUUCCACAGCCGCUAGUGCUCCAAAACCUAACCACAGGUUUCCUGUAGCAGGUAUGAAGAGCUCGAAUGGGAAGAAUUCAGGUGGUAUAUCAGUACAACCUGGUGAUCAACCGGAGAAAAAUCAAAAUCAAACCAAGAAGCCAAGAGGAUUCAAACUCAAGAAGGAAAACUCCAUUUCCAGUAUGGAAUCUGACUCCAGAAGCUCAAACUUUGUAUUCACACAGGGUUCUAACUCUGUAACAAGCAAUGGUAGAAAGAAUGUCAAGUUGGGUAACUAUGAGGAAGAUUACAGUGAUGAUGCUGAAAAUGGUGACAGACAAACUCAAACUGCAUUCAACAAAAACGAAGCUGAUUCUGAAGAUGUUUCACAUGAAGAUUUAGCAGCUGAGAACUCUUGGGAAGUCAAGGAAGAAAAGAUUAAUGGUGAUCAUGACACUCUGGUAGAUUCUAUCAUUCCACUCCAUUUGGCUCAAGAAGCACUUGAAAGAGAAGUCCAGAAAUUGAGGGAUGUUGGUAAAGAAGAAACAUUCUCUUCUGACGACUCCUUCCAAUCCAGUAACAAUAAGAUCGAGGAGGCUCGGGUUAUGAUCGAGCUCAAGAACGCAAAGAUCUUUGAGCUUGAAUCGAUCUUGAAUCUUGGAGACAUAAAGAAAGAUUAUGAAGAACUAUUGAUGCAAGGAAUCGCAGCUGAGCUGGAAUAUCUAGUCAUCUUAAAAACAAUCCAAAACUUGAAGGAGGGUCACAUGGAUCAAAUCAAUAAUCUUAUGGUACAGCAAAAGAAGCUAGAAGUAGACGAAAAGGUACAAGUUGAAGAAGCAUGGAAAUUGAAAAAUAGGUUUUCAUCCCAAAAUAAGGUUAUACCUACAUAA